GCAUGCUGGACGCUGUCCAACAUCUGCGCUGGUACCCCUGAGCAGAUCUCCACAGUAUUGUCUUUGAACUUGGCACAGGCGCUGGUCGAGCGCUGCUUUGACUCGCACGAGGUGAUGAAGGUCAAGAUCGAUGCGGCCUGGUCGUUGUGCAACGUCAUCUCGCAAGGUCUUGAUGCCCAUGCCGAAUAUGUCAUUGACAACCAUGGCAUUCCCGCCAUCCUUUGCGUUUUGUCCGUCGAAAUGGCGGAUACACGCGGUAUCGUGGUGUUUUUGGAUGCUCUCCAACGCGCUCUGACGCUUGAGUCACGUGCGGAGUUUGUCAAGGAAAUCCUCGACGAGCACGAAUUCGAGGCCAUGUUAAUAGCUCUUUUGGAUCACGAUAACUACGAGGUGCACAGCCGGGCCGAAAGUUUGGCCGCAUUCUUCAACGCGGAUACUGAGAUUGAAACCCUGGCUCCAACGACCAACGAGGCAGGCCAGCCAGGUGUUGCCGUUACGAGGACCGCCGCCAUGUUCCGCGAUUGGGCUACCGAGCGCUUGGCUGGCCUUGGGUUUGACGAUGAGGAUUUGAUCACAUACAUUGUUGACAUGAUCCAAGACCAAGAUGAAGACGCCGAUCAAGAAGAGCUGCGCGAGGCUUUGGUCCCCUUUCUGUGCCAAGAAAUCGAGGAUGAGGACCAGGCGACCGAGGUGGCGAUUGAGCUGCUGACUCGCUGGCAAACGACCGGGCGUGCUGAAGCUUCCGCUGCUGCGGAAGCCGCCGCCAAUGAAGCUGACGGAACUGGCGCUAGCGCUCUUCUCGAAAUUGCCAACGCUUAUCAAGCCAAGCUGCAGCUGCAGCACGCUGAGCUUGAAAAGCAGCGCGAGGAGGAUCGGGAGCGCAAAGCUCUGGCGGAGGAGGAAAAACUCCGUGUGUUACAAGCGGAGGCAGAGAGUGAAGAUGAGAGUGGGGGUGGGGCAGUCCCCGAUGGAGCCCCGGAUGACUUUACGCCUCGGCCCGUCAGCGGCAAAAAAAUGAAGAAGCAGCGAAAGGCCGCUUCAGCCGCUGAGUUGGCGGUUGGCUUUGAAAACGACAAUCAUCAACGUGUGCAGCAGAAGUUGCAAGCCAAGAAGGAACAAGCCCGUGAUGCGGCGCGCGCCAAGGCUGAGCGUGAUAAGCAAGAUCUGGCUGCAGAUCGCAACAAAAAGGCCGAGGCCAAGGAAGCUCGAAGGCAAAAGGCGCAAAAGGGCGAGCGGCGCCGCUGA
Messenger RNA from Monosiga brevicollis MX1, 1245 nucleotides. RefSeq lists its product as uncharacterized. The record is from RefSeq and is a predicted model, not a curated record. NCBI's taxonomy places the organism in Eukaryota, Choanoflagellata, Craspedida, Salpingoecidae. The transcript is spliced from 13 exons. The annotation marks the transcript as partial.